AUGGCAUCGACUCAAGGACCGGUUACAACUAGCGGCGAGACGUCAGAGUUGAGCGUCAAGUAUGAGACGCCCAUGGGUCUAGCGCACGGAACGAUGCAGGCGUUGAAGGAUAGAAUCAAAUUACACUACGAUCUCGCGAGCGACUACUACCUUCGGCUCUGGGGCGAACACAUCCACCAUGGCUACUGGCCAACCCCCGAAUCCAAAACCUCCGAAUCAAAAGAACAAGCCCAAAUAAACCUCAUCCGCCUCCUCCUAACUAGCGCCUCCCUUCCCCCGUCCCCGUCCCCUUCUCCCCUCCGCGUCCUAGACGUCGGAUGCGGCCUUGGCGGAACGAGCCGCUACUUAGCCACCACGUUGGGCUGUUCCGUAACUGGCAUAACCAUUUCGCCCAAGCAGGUCGAGAUGGCCACGCGUCUAAGCAAAACCGAGGCCGAGAAGAACGGGGCGUCGUCUGCGGUUGAUGCGGAGGGGUUCAUUUCCUUGGGGGGAGAAAAGGGGAAGGUGAGGUUCGUGGAGAUGGAUGCUGAGAAGAUGGAUCGGGAGUUUGAGGGGAGGGGGUUCGAUGUUGUUUGGAUUAGUGAGGCGUUGAGUCACAUCCCUGGGAAGGACAACUUUUUUGGGAAUGCGUUUAAGGUGUUGAGGGAGGGGGGAAAGUUGGUGAUUGCGGAUUGGUUUAAGGCGGAGGGGUUGGAAGGGGAGAAUGCUGAUAUCAAGGCUAUCGAGGAUGGCAUGCUUCUCCCGCCGCUGCAGACGCAGCAGGGCUAUGUCCAGCUCGCAAAGGCGGCUGGUUUCUCCGUCGUUUCGGAGCCGAAGGAUAUCAGCAACGACGUCAGCAAGACAUGGGACAUUUCCUGGUCCCUCGUCCAGAACCCAGCUCUCUGGGCCUUCGCCUUCAGCCAAGGUCGCGAUGGCAUCGCGUUCCUCCAGGCGUUUAGGGCGAUGAGGAGGGGCUACGCGAAUGGGAGCUUUAGGUAUGCUGUUAUGGCCUUUGUCAAAUAA
Molecule: messenger RNA, 1002 nt
Organism: Scedosporium apiospermum
Lineage: Eukaryota; Fungi; Ascomycota; Sordariomycetes; Microascales; Microascaceae
Exons: 4
Coding region: 1-1002 (333 amino acids)
Biological process (GO): methylation
Molecular function (GO): S-adenosylmethionine-dependent methyltransferase activity
Source: RefSeq, a predicted model, not a curated record